This is a messenger RNA of Plasmodium vivax (malaria parasite P. vivax), 1051 nucleotides long. RefSeq lists its product as hypothetical. Gene Ontology annotation, biological process: nuclear mRNA surveillance; U4 snRNA 3'-end processing; rRNA catabolic process. The transcript is spliced from 8 exons. Gene Ontology annotation, cellular component: nucleolus; nuclear exosome (RNase complex); cytoplasmic exosome (RNase complex). NCBI's taxonomy places the organism in Eukaryota, Apicomplexa, Aconoidasida, Haemosporida, Plasmodiidae. The record is from RefSeq and is a predicted model, not a curated record. Bases 236 to 1051 code for a protein of 271 amino acids.
ACGAAUAAACUUGCGUAAAAACGUGCAUAGAAACAUACGUACUACCGAACAACCUCGCUCACCCGCGCCAACACUCCGAACGGCAGCCCUAUAUAAUCGCCACUACAAUGACAAAUCACGCAGCGCUUCGCAAAAAAAAAAAAAAUCGCAAUUCUCCCCACAAGUGAGAAUUACCAAAGGGUAUCACUGCUCAGGUUAUUCUCACCCCCUGAACCCAAAACAACUGUCGUAGGAAAUGUCGAAGUAUAGAGCCCCCCUCCCUCCGUACAAUUUCAAAAGCAAAAUAGAGAAAAUCGACGAGGAGUUCCGCAGGAGUGGCACCUUCAGACGGAUAAACAACCGCAAGAACAAUGAAAUCAGGGAUAUGUUCAUAAAACUGGGGUCCGAUGGAUAUUCUGACGCGUCCUGUUUCUACUCCCUGGGAAACACCAAAAUAUUGGCACUCAUAUACGGACCGAAACCCGACUCCAAGAAUGCAACUUACGACAAGGGAAAGGUCUUUUUGGAAAUCAGAAGUUUGAAUAUGAAUGACGAUGGGGCCAACGACGAGAGCGAUGAGAAUAUUAAAAACCUGCUAAUAGAAUGCGUUUCGAGCGUCAUUCUGCUGGACCAGUACCCGCAGUGCUCCAUUAACAUAAAGUGCCUAAUCAUUCAGAACGAUGGAGGCUGUCUGAGUGCCACCCUGACGUGCAUAUCGCUUGCAUUGACGAAUGCCCAAAUUAAAAUGCGGGACAUUAUCGUGUCCGUAAAUGUGAAUUCGAUCAUUUGCCCCAACACGAAGAGAGUGUUUCAUCUUGUGGACGUGGACAGUUUGGUAAACACUGAGGAAAAGUACUACGGGGGGAAAUACGACACUAACAGCAUAACCCUGGGGAUCUGUCUGAACCUGAGAACAGUGUGUUUCUUUCACGGGUCCGGGAAUUCCUUUAACAGCAAAACGUUGUCCGAGAUUAUCAGCUACGCCGAAUGCGCGUGUAGAUCCCUGGGGUGCGAAAUAAAGACGGUGUUAAAAAACUACAUGGCGAAGAAGCACGAGAUUUCGUGCGCCUAG